Frankliniella occidentalis (western flower thrips) is the source of this 2088-nucleotide messenger RNA. RefSeq lists its product as uncharacterized. Lineage: Eukaryota; Metazoa; Arthropoda; Insecta; Thysanoptera; Thripidae. The transcript is spliced from 3 exons. The coding region runs from base 483 to 1265 and encodes 260 amino acids. The record is from RefSeq and is a predicted model, not a curated record.
GCCCCCGCGCGCCAGCCGCCAGCGCACAGCCAGUCGCUGCCGAGCCGCCGCCGGGUCGAGUCGCCGCCCCCCGCGAGCGCCCGCGUGUCCGAGCCCAAGCACCUGCUCGGCGAGCAGCACGUCGCCGGCGAGGACCUGCACACCAGGACGACGGCGGGUAGCUCCCGCACGACCUGCGCGUCCUCGUGGGCUCCGAGGCGCGCAGCGCCCCCGCCCGCCCAAACGGCCGACGAGGUCUGCCUGCGAUAACGACGACGACGACAACGACGACCGUGUAUCUCCUUGGCUCCGUCCCCGAGAACAGGAACCUCGUGGCCUCCACGCCCGCAGCCUCCACGACGACAACGACCACCACGGGGCCAGCUCCCCCCGGCUCGCCCGCGCGCGCCGCGGCCGCCGCCGUCGACACCACCGACACCUCCUCCGCCUCCCUGAAGCGGAGCAUAGGCGCCCGUCCUCAGCAGCCAUUCCGGAGGGAUGUGAUGGCCGGGCCAGCCCGUGACGGCCUUCAGGGCGGCGCCCCGGGUCGCGGCCGGCCGUGGUGCAAGGCGCGCCUCUCCAAGCCCCGCCGGACGCUCAACGCCAUCCUGAGGACGUCGCGGCGGCUCGGGGUGGCCGUCGAGGACCUGGGGCGCCUGCGCGGGGCGCAGGCCCUGCUCCAGGAUGCGACCGCCGCCGCCGCCAGUCGCGGUCGACGCCGGAGCCCGAGGAAGGUGCACGACCCGGACUUUCUGGCCGCCGGCAUCCUCUUCGCACUCAUGAUCGCCGUCCUGGCCGGGGUCAUGGCCGCCAUGCUCGUCUCGGAGCACGCCGCUGACCUCCACGCCAACAAAUCGGUGGUCGGCGCUGGAGCGCUGCGCGACGCGGUUCUCCACACCCGGAGGGGCUCCGACGCGGCCGCCAACGUGGUCGCCGUCGACGCCCUCGAGGACGAGGACGACGACAGCGGCGGGCGCAUCCUGGCGUCGGCGGCCGAGGAGGACGGGCCGCGGGACGACGCCGGCGUCGACGAAGCCGUGCCCGCCUACCUGCUCGAGCUGCUGCAGAACCACCGCAACCGGCAGCACCUCGAGGAGGACUUCGGCUACCACGACGACUACCGGGAGCGCUACGACGGCUUCGACACGCCGCCGCCCUUCCGCCAGCGCCACAAGCGCGCCAACAAGAAGCCGCAGCGUGAGGUGCGCGCCAGCGACCUGGAGAUCUCCGAGGAGGAGGCCUUCUCCACCAGGGUGUUCGUGACCACGCCGCGGCGCCAGCGGUAGCGGCGCGCCCCGCGCGUCUCCGCCUGGCACUAGCGGCCGCGGCGUCACCGCGCCAUCACAGCCCCCACCAGCUUCUGCGACUUCAACAUGACGCUUCGAACAUUUGUCGACGAUUGUCGCAUGCAGCCGUCGUCAAAUGGUUUGAUUCAUUUUGAAUGUUUAUUUAAGCUUGCGGGGCUGCCAUUUUGUUCACUUGUUCUGAAGCAAAACACUUAAAAGUCUUUUUGCAAGGCUUGAGUUGGCGUUUAGAGCCUUAUUCGGAGUAAAACAACAUAAGAAGAGAAAUGUAACGGAUGAUUUAAUACAGUGCUUGGAGUUCACUGUAAGACUGGGGAUUGUCAGCCGCCGGGUUGUCCCGAGCUUUUGAUAGCGAUGUGAUGUGCUGUUCAUUUAAGUAAAUAUUUUUAUUACUACCUUGUCUGAUCCAAGCUUGAACUGUUCUGGGGAGAGGUAAGAUAGUUAAGUAUUUUUUCAAGUGUGUAGGCCGUGAAUUUAAUAAAGUGAUACUAUGACGGAACAUAUGUGUCUAUUUUCUAACUGUAUAUAAUUGUUAACUACGUAGCUUUUAUUUGCUUUACAGUUAAACCUUUGUUUUUAUUUGCUUGAACAAUAAGUUGUGACAAAUUGCAAAGCUUUCGGAAUUCCGAAUACCCACGGUUAUGGUAAAUAUUCACAACCCAUCCGGAUCUUGCCUCAGUAUGCUAAAUGUGUGUUAAAAUCCUAGUUGUCAUAAGGUAUUUUUUAUAUAACAAAAAAAGUAUAGCUAGAAGAAAUUUGUAAUUACAUGUAAAUAAAGUUUAAAAUAAACAGUUCUGAUUUGAUG